Molecule: messenger RNA, 2010 nt
Organism: Leptopilina boulardi
Lineage: Eukaryota; Metazoa; Arthropoda; Insecta; Hymenoptera; Figitidae
Gene: Arglu1
Product: UPF0430 protein CG31712
Exons: 6
Coding region: 403-1218 (271 amino acids)
Cellular component (GO): mitochondrion; nucleoplasm
Molecular function (GO): cadherin binding
Source: RefSeq, a predicted model, not a curated record
CUCAAAAAGAAAGAAAAGUCAACAUUAGUCAAAUGAGUUAUUCAUAAAAUGCUGAAGUGUACAAAAAGUAAUAAUAGGGUCACAAAAUGCAGUAAAAAUCGUUUACAGAAGGUCGUUUAAAUCUCUUUAAUAGAAAGUAAUAAUUCAUUAAUUUUAGUACAAAGUUUACACGGAUAUAUAAUAUAGUUAUUUUACAAAUAUCACUCUGUGCAGCUGCGUACGUCGUAUUUUUUUUGUACAUAAUUUUGUGAAUUUACGUCGAAAUUUUCUUCAUAGUUCAAAUCGAUUUACGGGUUUGAUAUACAUAUUGUAUAUCUAGUGAAAAGAAAAAGAAUAAAUUAAUAAAAAUUUAAUUUUUAUUUAGUCAUUGAGUCAUCAGGAAAAACGGUUAGACUUGUAAAAAUGGGUAGAUCAAGAUCGCGGAGUAAAUCGCCGAGUAGGCGGCGUCACAAGAGUAAGCAUUCGCGAAAAAGAUCAAAAUCUCGUGAAAAACGUUCAACCAGCAAAUAUUCAGAAAAACCCAAAGAACGCAGUUCAAAGACAAGAAAAAGGUCACACUCUCCAUCUUCGAGUUCAGCAUCAGAUAUUUCCGAUGAUAUUCACAUUGUCAGUCAUAAAAAGCGUUCUUAUCGAGACAGAGAAAGGGAUCGCAAAAUGGACGAAGUUGAAAGACUGGCGGAAAUGGAGAGACAGAGGAAAAAGAAAGAAUUAACGAACAAAAUCCUCGUGACGAGUGCGGUUGGGCGGCAGCGGGAGGUGGAGCAAAAAAUGGUUGAGGAGGAAGCUGCAAAACGAAUCGAGGAACUUGUACAAAAAAGGGUUGAGGAAGAACUCGAGAAACGAAAGGAGGAAAUUGAGGCCGAGGUACAAAAAAGAGUAGAAGAGGCUAAACGAGCCAUGGAACGACAAAUGAUGGAGGAAAUGGAAUGGCGACAAGCAAAACUACGUGAAGAGGAAAAGCGACGAGAGGAAGAAGAGCGGAAAAAGCGCGAGGAACUCGAGAGGAUCAUGGAGGAAAACAACAGAAAAAUCGAGGAAGCACAAAAGAAAUUGGCCGAGGAAAGACUUGCAAUGGUCGAGGAGCAACGACUAAUGGAAGAAGAGAGGCAAAAAAUGAGAAAAGAACAUGAAAAAAGAGUGAAAGAAGAACAGAAAAAGAUUCUCGGAAAAAAUAAUUCGAGGCCAAAAUUGUCAUUUUCACUUAAAUCAGUAACGUGAGUCUCGGGCCUAAUUGAAUAUACAUUAUUAUAUUAAAAAAAAGAACAUACAUUCUUAUGUCAGUUUAAAAACUGAUUUAUAAAAUGAACACUAAACUUGUAAAUUUCACUGCGCUUUGUAAAAUUGCAAGACUAAUAAUUAUAAGUGUUUGAAAAUACUUGAAAAAUGCUUUUUUUUUUGUUCUUUUAUUUAAAUUUUUUUUUAUAACUUUCCUAUAUUCUUUAACACUUUCUAUAAAUUUAGCAUAUUUCAAGUAUUUUCAAACUGAGUAUUUUAAAAAGAAUAUAUAUUUUUCUUUAAUAUUACUUGAACGAUACGAAGAUGAUCUUUUGUGGAAUUUUUUUUUAUAAUUGAGUAAAAAAAAUAUUUCAGAGAUCAGUAAAUUGCUUAAUUUUAGAAUCAUUUUUGAUUCUCGAUAAUAUACAAUAUUUUUUUUUGUAUGAAUUACACAAGAGAAGAUUAAAAAUAUUUUAAUUUGCAAGAAUUUUAAAAUCGUAUUAUUAUUUUCUGUAGAAUUAAUAAUUAAGAGUUGAUUUAUACCAUUAUAUUUAAUUUUAUUAAAAAUAAUUGUUGAACUGUUUUUCUUGUGAGAGAAAUGUGAAAUAUUUACAAUUAUUAAGGAAAAAAAAAAAAAAAAACAAAAAUCAAGUGUAUAUUGAGCUUAACAGGAAAGCGAUAAUCGAAAGUAGAAUUUUUUAGAAUAUAAUAAUUAAUCUUUUAAGCUAUGAACUGAAGUGAUGAAAUAGAAUAUGUAUACUUGCAAAAAUAAAACGUUAGGGCGUUAUACUUUUA